This is a messenger RNA of Diaporthe citri, 948 nucleotides long. RefSeq lists its product as uncharacterized. The record is from RefSeq and is a predicted model, not a curated record. Gene Ontology annotation, molecular function: ubiquitin protein ligase binding. The coding region runs from base 1 to 948 and encodes 315 amino acids. The transcript has 4 exons. Gene Ontology annotation, cellular component: cytoplasm. Gene Ontology annotation, biological process: proteasome-mediated ubiquitin-dependent protein catabolic process; regulation of proteolysis. NCBI's taxonomy places the organism in Eukaryota, Fungi, Ascomycota, Sordariomycetes, Diaporthales, Diaporthaceae.
AUGGCUGAAAAGAAAGGUCCUGGCAUCUGGGCCGUGGACCAGAGCACCCACAAGCAGAAUGAUCUUGAGCUGUUCGAGAGCGGAGUUUUGGCCGACGUGGAGGUCAAGUGUGGUGACCACACGUGGAAGUUACACAAAGUCAUUUUAUGCACCCGAAGCACUUUUUUCAAGAGCGCCCUGAUGGGCGCAUUCAAGGAGUCCGAGACUGGAAUCGUUACGCUGAAAAAGCGCGAGCAGUGCGACGUUGGUUGCUUCCUCAAAUUCAUCUACACUGGAUCCAUUGACCUUCAGGACUCAUAUCCCGGAGAUGAUGCCCUUGUGGCGCUCAUGAGAAUCUGGAAGACCGCUGACUUCUUUUGCCACGGUUCCCUGUGCAAACUUGCUGUCCAUGCAGCCAAUGAUUACGCCAAAGAGCAUGCUCAGGUCUUCUGCACCGCUUUCCCAGGAGCCGACCAUGACAAGGAGAUGGACGAGAUCAUUGAACAGUCUUUCAAGCCUGCGGUCAGAUUCGUCUACAGCGAAGAGAUGAAGGACUUCGUUUCCACUUUCGUGCCGAUUUACAAGCGACUGGCGACCGCGAGCGUUCACCGGCUCUCCAACAGCGAGGCGUUCCAGACCUUGCUUCGUGAAGUCCCUCAAUUCGCCGCUGAGCUGGUCACUUCUCUGAUGAGAAGUUUCAAAAUCUGGGCUGCCCUGGUGGCCCGCGCGGAACCAUUCACAGGCGAGCCAGUGCCGCUUGAUGACGUUGAGAAAGGCCCCCAUGAUGGUGCACUUCUGGAUUGCCGUUGUCUGGAGCUUAAAGCGAGCCUGAAUGGCUCUGCCGGCGGCUUCCAGGACAUAGGCUGGGUUGUUCCUGUUCUGACGUACAACACAGGGUGUGAACUUUCGCCAGUUCAGAGGCCCCUCGACGAGGAGAACCUCGUGAAUGUUGCUCACGAUGCUGGCUGA